AUGUCAGAUAUGAAUCACUGCCUGGACAUGGCCAAUCAGACCCAGGUCUCUGAGUUCGUCCUCCUCGGCCUUUCUGAGCAGCCCCGGCAGCAGCAGGUGCUCUUGGGGCUCUCCUGCAGCCUGUAUCUGAUUGGUUGCCUGGGGAACCUGCUCACCAUCCUGGCCAUCGUCUCAGACCCUCACCUGCACAGCCCCAUGUACUUCUUCCUCAGCAACUUAUCUCUACUCGACGUCUGCUUCACCUCCACCACCAUCCCCAAGAUGCUGCUGAACCACCUGCGCGGGCUCACCACCAUCUCCUCCUCCGCGUGCCUGGUCCAGAUGUAUUUCUUCAUCACCUUUGGGGCAGCCGACAGCAUCCUCCUCUCGGCCAUGGCUUAUGACCGCUACCUGGCCAUCUGCCGCCCGCUGCACUACCUGACAAUCAUGAGCAUGCUGCGGUGUGCCUUGCUGGUGGCCGUACCUUGGAUCUUGGCCAACAUCAUCUCCAUGGUCCACACUAUUCUGAUGACCCGGUUGUCCUUUUACACCAGUAGGAUCCCACACUUCUUCUGUGACAUUAAUGCCCUAAUCAAGCUCUCCUGCUCUGACACGCACGUCAACGAGAUGCUGAUGUUGGUGCUUGGGGGUUCCGGGGUUAUGGUCCCUUUUGUGUGCAUCAUGGCCUCUUACACUCCCAUCGCUGUGGCUGUGUGGAAGGUGCCCUCGGCCCGGGGGAAGUGGAAAGCGUUCUCCACCUGUGGCUCUCACCUUUGUGUCGUCUCUCUCUUCUACGGGACUAUCAUUGGGGUCUACUUCAACCCUGCCUCCACACACACCACCCACAGGGACAUGGCGGCCACAGUGAUGUACACCAUGGUGACCCCCAUGCUGAACCCCUUCAUCUACAGCCUGCGGAACCGCGAUCUGAGGGGCGCCCUCAGGAAACUUCUCAGCCACAACCACUUGGCUAAGCCUCUGUGA
Molecule: messenger RNA, 963 nt
Organism: Eptesicus fuscus (big brown bat)
Lineage: Eukaryota; Metazoa; Chordata; Mammalia; Chiroptera; Vespertilionidae
Product: olfactory receptor 1361-like
Exons: 2
Coding region: 1-963 (320 amino acids)
Biological process (GO): G protein-coupled receptor signaling pathway
Cellular component (GO): membrane
Molecular function (GO): olfactory receptor activity; G protein-coupled receptor activity
Source: RefSeq, a predicted model, not a curated record